AUGAUGGUUUUCAAGAGUGAAGCUCAUAAAUCCCUUUAUCAUCGCAUGAUCCAGCUACAAAUAACAGCCAAACUUUUGAAAAGAUUUGGUGGCAUUGGACAACAAGAAUGUAGAGUUUUAAAUAAGCCUUCAUGCAAGCGUUUCAUAGCAUUGUGGGCAAAUGAUAUCCUGGAUAAGUUACCGAAAGAUUUCAAGCUUCAAGAAGAGUACAUUCGAACUGCGACCGGGAAUUUAUCCAGUACCAUAUUAUCCAGUGAUGAAACAAAGGAGUUAUUGGAAAAUGACGAAUCACUUAAAUGGUUAGUAAAUAGAAUUAAAAACAAUAAUGACUGUGUACCUAAGCCGUAUUUCCCUUCGUUACUUCGAAAUUCAAUGAUUCAGUUUCCAUUUAAUAAUUAUGAUAUUGAUAAGUCAAGGGAACUGUAUGGGUUACUCAAAUUUCCAUUUUAUCGUUUGACGUGUGACAUCUACCCGGAAGCUUCAGAGUCCUUUACUGAAUUAACUGAACCUAACUUGGAUAAUGAAUCUAAAAACUACGAACCAGAUGAAAAUAUAAACAAGGAAAUGAAAUUGCAUGAAGAGGCCAAUCCUAACGCAUAUAACUAUGGUACUUCAAAUUAUAUAUAUGCUCCCAGUGAAAUGGAGACCGGUUUAAAUGAUUUAUAA
This is a messenger RNA of Theileria equi strain WA, 666 nucleotides long. RefSeq lists its product as hypothetical. Lineage: Eukaryota; Apicomplexa; Aconoidasida; Piroplasmida; Theileriidae. The coding region runs from base 1 to 666 and encodes 221 amino acids. The record is from RefSeq and is a predicted model, not a curated record. The transcript has 2 exons.